This is a messenger RNA of Rhinocladiella mackenziei CBS 650.93, 1263 nucleotides long. RefSeq lists its product as uncharacterized. NCBI's taxonomy places the organism in Eukaryota, Fungi, Ascomycota, Eurotiomycetes, Chaetothyriales, Herpotrichiellaceae. The record is from RefSeq and is a predicted model, not a curated record. Bases 1 to 1263 code for a protein of 420 amino acids. Gene Ontology annotation, biological process: steroid biosynthetic process. Gene Ontology annotation, molecular function: 3-beta-hydroxy-Delta5-steroid dehydrogenase (NAD+) activity. The transcript is spliced from 2 exons.
AUGGCGAAAUCAGCAGACGGUGUCGCAGAACCCGAGCCUGCUCCUGGCGUCGCGGCGGGGAGUGCAGCUUCGGCCGGGGCGGGGAGGUCGAGGCCAGAUACAUGUUCAUCUGCCAUCAAAGUCUUGGUGACAGGCGGCCUCGGAUUCGUGGGCUCCGCGAUCGUACGCUCAUUGCAGGAAUUGCAUCCUGAAUGGAGUGUUUGGAUCCUUGACCAUCGUGAAGAUCCGAGACAUGGAAAAGAGCACAAGAAUGACGGGUACGAAGACGACGAGCUGGAUUUACUUAGGGGCUGCGCCUACGAGUAUGUGCAAGCUGAUAUCACGGAUGAAACGGAGGUGAAGAAAGUAUUGGCUUGGGUCAGGCCUGAUGCGGUGGUGCAUACGGCGGGUAUUGUACCGCCGUUGAGUGAACGAUAUUCACGCCGUUUAGAACGUCUUGUCAAGAAUGUCAAUGUGAAUGGAACACGACAUGUGGUGGAAGCAGCCAGCAUCAGCGGAUGCAAAGCUCUUGUGUACACGAGCAGUUGCUGCGCAGUAACGGAUGAUAUGACUCAACCGUAUGCGAAUAUCGACGAGAGAUGGCCGGUUCCCGAGAAAUCUUUGAUCUAUGGCGAAAGCAAAGUGGAAGCCGAAAGAAUUGUGAUUGCUGCCAACAACCCAGGCCGGAUCGAGAAAACAAGAGAAGGCGACGAAGAUAGCCCCCAAUAUUCAAUGUCCACAUGCGUUUUGAGGCCGUCGGUUCUUUUCGGAGAAGGAGACAAUCAGCUGAUACCUCCGAUCCACGCAUGUAUCGCGAAACAAGAGACUCGCUACCGACUCGGAGAUGGAACUAAUUUGUGGGACACGACGUACGUGGGCAAUGUGGCCGAUGCACAUGUUUUGGCGGUGGAAAACCUGUUUUCGGCCCAGCCGUCGGUGAGAUGUGGUGGGAUGCGGAGGGGAACGGCGGCAGGCGAGACGUUCUUCAUACAAAACAACGAGCCGAUUUCAUUUCGAGAGUUCAGCCUCGCGGUUUGGCGGGAGUUUGGACAUUACCCGCCGCCGUUGGAAAUUCCCAUCCCAGCAGGACUGGGGUGGAUCUUGGGCUUGUUCGCGGAAGUCAUUACGCGAAUCUACGGAACAACAACGACCCUCUCCCGUGGAAGCGUCAUGGAUGCCUGUGCUAUGAGGUAUGCCAGCGGUGAUAAGGCCAGAGAAAUUCUCGGCUAUCGUCCCAGAGUAGGGCUGGAGGCAGGCAUCAAGAGAGGCUGCCAAGUGAGUUAA